UUCCCCUUUAAGAGAGCCAUGGCAGCUCUCAAGUCGAGGCAGACAUUUUUCAAUGCAAGAUUUUUUCCUUGCAUAAAUUAUGUUCAUGACGUAGUGCAAAAGGCCAAUUUUGUGGCAAUUUUGUCCGACUUUACAGCUGAAAUAGGAUUUUGUGAGACACCUCGAGGAUUUUUGAUUAUCUGAACUGUUGCAGAAAGGCCAUCGUCAUUAAAUAUUAAGAGAGAGGAGAUCCUAACAUUGCAACCCUCCUUAUCAAUGCAAAUACCUCUUUUGUGUGCAGUCACAGCGCCUGUCUGGGAGCUGAGAUGAAUUUUUAAUUAUGUGUGACUGAAACAAACUGUGACAAGGACCUUUAUAAGAGCGGGGGAUUACAGCGAAUAAGCUGCAUUUACGCGAAUGCCAGGAAGACUGUGACUGUGGUGGUGCAGCGAGCCAUGAACUCCCAGGAUCUCCCUGCCAAAGAUGCCCCGCUUACUGUCAAUGAGCAGGUCAUUGUGAUGUCUGGCCAUGAGACUAUUCGAGUGCUAGAGGUAGAGGUCGAUGCGUCUCUGCCGUCAUCAGUAAACGAUGGGAAGAGUGAAGGCAAAGCUGAGGAGGGAGUGGCUCAGGCGGCGGAGCAACCGGAAGGCGGCAGCACCCAGGACAGCCCCACUGUGCCCCAGAGCACAGGGGGAAUAGUGCUGGGUGAGCAGCAGGUGGUGUCUGUAGAGGCUCCGGUCCCCGCUGUCCAAACGCUGACUCCUGCUGUUCCCAUCAGUGUGUCCAUGCCGCAGCCCCAGGCCACCAUGCCCAUCACUGUACAAGGCUGUCCACAGGUGCUGACCCAGGAAAGUCUGGCCACGUUGAUGACCGGUAUGAUGGCCCAGACAGGGUCGCUGGGCCAACCCCUACUCAUCCCCCUGAGUAUGGCGGGCUCCAUCGGUGGCCAGGGCAGUCUGGCUGUUCUCACCCUCCCCACCACCAAUGUUGCUACUCUCCCUGGGCUUGCAGCAGCUAACUCAGCCGGAAACCUCCUCAAGCUGCCCUUUGCUGGCCUCCAAGCUGCCACAGUCUUGAACUCAGUCCAGCCCCAGCUGCAGACAAAUGCACAGACAGUGUUCCAGCCUCAAGCAGCCUCCAUGCAGUCAGUCCAGGCUGCUGUGCAGCAGGUGACGUCUCAGCCAACGCAGGUGACCAAUGCCCAGGCUACUGCAGCUCAGAUGGCAGCAGCCCAGGCGACCACGGCCUCAACCACCAUGUCUCAGUCCAACAUAUCUGUGGCAGCACUGCAGACUGCAGGACUCUCCCUCAAUCCUGCUAUUAUCAAUGCUGCUUCAUUGGGUGCACAGCCCCAGUUCCUCAGUUCCCUUGCCUCCACUCCCAUCAUCACCAGUGCCAUGUCCAACAUGGCUGGCAUCACCAGCCAGAUCAUCACAAAUGCCCAGGGACAGGUUAUAGGAACCCUCCCGCUGUUGGUGAACCCGGCCUCUCUGGCUGGAGGGGCUGCAACUCCCACCCUGCCCCUCCAGGGUCUCCAGGUCCAGACUGUCACCCCACAGCUGCUUCUCAACACCCAGGGACAGAUCAUUGCCACUGUAGGAAAUGGACCUGCCACAGUUGUGACUUCUGCUGCAGUUCUGCCCAAAGCCGCUGCUCCUCCAACACUUACCAAGCCUAACACACAGGCUUCGGUAACAAGUGUCACUCCGUCGCCAGUUGUAAUCGCCCCGCAGCCGUCUGUACUGAAGACCGCCACCACGCUCUCUUCCACGGUACCCAUCACCUGUGGAGACAUAGCAAAAGUGGGCCAGCUUGUCAGCAAACCCCAGCAGGUAGUCAGCAGCGAGGAAGGCAUUAAUCUGGAGGAAAUUCGAGAGUUUGCCAAGAAUUUCAAGAUCCGUCGGCUGUCCUUGGGGCUUACGCAGACACAAGUAGGGCAGGCUCUGACUGCAACUGAGGGUCCGGCUUACAGCCAGUCUGCCAUUUGCAGGUUUGAAAAAUUGGAUAUCACUCCCAAGAGCGCUCAGAAGCUAAAGCCCGUGUUGGAGAAGUGGCUGGCCGAAGCCGAGCACUGGAACCAGAAAGGCCAGCAGAAUCUGAUGGAGUUUGUUGGUGGUGAACCUUCCAAAAAACGCAAGCGGCGUACCAGUUUCACACCGCAGGCAAUAGAGGUUCUCAACUCCUACUUUGAGAAGAAUGCACUGCCAACAGGUCAAGAGAUUACUGAGAUUGCAAGAGAGCUAAACUAUGACCGAGAGGUUGUGCGAGUAUGGUUCUGCAACCGGCGACAGACGUUGAAAAACACAAGCAAAAUCAACGUUUUCCAGGUUCAGUAGCGACGUCAUUCUGGGAGAGUUUGCUACUGAUCUUUUAUCCUGUUGGGAAGCUGAACAUUUAAUACAAUAACACAGAUGUAGAUAGUGUUGUAAAUAUGAUUUAACCUCUGUAAAAGGCUGAAAGAAUAUGAAUUUUUUGAGAAAAUGAUUGAAAUACAUGACUGAAAUCUAAUGAAAGAGAACUUAAAACGAAUAAUUAUUGUGUUUUAAAGUUGUAUAUAUGUACACUACUUCUGUGGUGGGUACUAAGUCAAAUUGCAUGGUCCUCUUCUCAUAUACAGUGAUAAUAACAUGUCAUAUUUAAAAACGUUUGAACUUUUAUACAAAUGGUUUUAUAGGGUAACCUUCUGAAUUACUUUAAGCGGGCGAGCACUGAGUAUUAUUGAGUUUAAUCAUAUUCAUGUCACUUUGGCACAGUGGAUGACAGUACGCUGAUAUUUGAUAUUUAGCUCCUCAUUUACUUUAUAUUCAGAUAAUAUUUGUACUGCAUGAGCAGCUCUGCAAACAUAAAUUCUGACAGGAAUAAAUAUGACUGUAGGCUAUAAGUGGGCAAUGACCUAUAACCUUGUUUUCAUCAGAAGUUGUUGUCUAAAGAAAACCAAAAAUGACUUUGCCCUCUAACUACUCCUGACUCUGCAACAAGUAUUUUGGGACAAUCAUCAUUUUGAUAUUUGAUUGAUAAUCAUCAAGACAAAAUCUGCAGUCAUAUUCUCUUGUUUGGCUUUAUAAUAAAUUUAUUAAAUAAUUUUAUAAAAGUGUCACAUGGAGAGGGUCAUUUCUGAUGUUCCAUGGACAACAGGUUCUUAUCAAAAUAAAGCAGUAGCCCAGGCUGUUGCCCAUGAUGCCAACAUAUUACAGUUUUUAAAAAAUAAAGUUUGUUUCAUUUGUGAGUUACUGAUCGUGCAAAUACACAUACUGUAUGUGUGUUUGAAUUCACAACAGUCUGUCCUCUUUUAACGCUUUCUGUUAAAUGUGUUUAUAAUACUCUGAGAGUAUUUUGUGUUUUCUCUGUUCACUGUUGUGACUUUUGCCCUUAAUGGCUUGACAGUGCUGCUGUGACAUUUUUUUCCUUUCAAGUUAAAGUAUAUUUCCAAAAUAGGAGCUUAAUUGGCCCAUUAUGAAGUCAACUUGAAAUAGUCUCAUGAUGCCUGAAACGUUAGUGCCAGAUUUUUUUUAGAUACACUUACUAAGCCUAAUAUCAAUCAAAUUGAUUAACUGAAUUUCAAAAAAAGUAAUUAACUGUUUAGUCAAGAAAAUUAGGUUUUGUGGUUAAAUGUGUUUUGAAAAUUCAUUAUGAAUGAGUUAAAGGAGUGUUUGCAUGUGAAGUCUGGAGUUGUUAUAUUUAGGAAAUAUACUGUGGCAGUUUUCUUUAUCGUUGCCAAUUCUUCAAGAAUUCUUUGCACUUUAGUGACAGCUGAGAAAGUUAAAGGGUUACGAAUGCUAUAUGUACGGUGCAAGGUUUCUGUUACGUUUGUAAAAGAAUUUAAUUCAUUGUAAAGUUUUUGAACAGCAAGAAGCUUUGCUUUCCAAAAUGUAGCAGUACUGGCAAAAUUGCAAUAAUCAACUUGACAAGCAACAUCUAUCAUUAAGAUUAAUGUACUUUUUAUGCAGAUGAAAUGUAAAAUACUGCAGAUUAAUUAUAAACUAAUAUACAUUAUUAUUCACAUAUCUAAAUUAUUUUAUUUGACAAUUGUGAAUGAUAUGUUGAAUGGGGCAUUUUAUUUUCCACCUCAUAUUUACCUUUUGAAUAACAGUAGGCCUACAUUGCAGUGGACAUACAGUAUGUCUAACCAUAAAAAAUAAUAUUACAAAGGUCUUGCUUUAACAUGUGUUUUACCUUCAUGUUAAAUAUGGGAAGACAAUAUAUAUAAUAUUGUUUAUUAUAGUAAGAUGUCAAUAGAGAAAAGAAGAGCUAAAUUAGAAUAAUAAGAUAUCAACCAUUAGUUUUUUUGACUGCAAAGCACACAAAGGGUUCAGGUCUUAGUGAGACAAGGGAAAAACUAAAGUUGGUUGCUUUUUGUCAUUUCUGUCAGAUAAAUCAAAUAAAACCUGUCUUUAU
Molecule: messenger RNA, 4374 nt
Organism: Seriola dumerili (greater amberjack)
Lineage: Eukaryota; Metazoa; Chordata; Actinopteri; Carangiformes; Carangidae
Gene: pou6f1
Product: POU class 6 homeobox 1
Exons: 11
Coding region: 435-2315 (626 amino acids)
Biological process (GO): regulation of transcription by RNA polymerase II
Molecular function (GO): DNA-binding transcription factor activity, RNA polymerase II-specific; RNA polymerase II cis-regulatory region sequence-specific DNA binding
Source: RefSeq, a predicted model, not a curated record